This is a messenger RNA of Microbotryum saponariae, 858 nucleotides long. The record is from the annotation of a GenBank genome assembly. NCBI's taxonomy places the organism in Eukaryota, Fungi, Basidiomycota, Microbotryomycetes, Microbotryales, Microbotryaceae.
AUGUCCACGCCCGACCUAGCCCUCGAUUUACGGAUACGUUAUCUCGAGACCUUACUCACGCGGCCGUCCACUUCGACCAACGCUCCGACCUCAGCCUCGAACCCGGCUUCGUUGUCCCGUCGCGUGUCGCAGCUCGCUUCGUCGCUCGACCUCGUGCUCGAAGCAGGGCCGGGAACGGAUGCCCUCCGCAAAUUCGUAGCCAACUGUGGGUAUGGCUACUGUUCCAAGUUGCGUUUCGAGCAGAGCAUUGACUGGUCACGCCACCUUCACCGCAGACGACCUGAACGAGCCGCUCCUGACCGUACCCCCUGUUCCAUAUCAUCAUCCGUCCUCCUCCGCAACCCACGAUGACCUUACACCCCACUCCAAAGUCAGCCUCAUCCUCGAAGCCGAGUACGAGAUCCGCCAACUCGAAUGGGAACUGAGGCAGAUCGCACUGCUGGACGAUCAAGGCGUUGUCGGCGCUGGCGAACUGGCUCGUGAGUGAUCUCGUGGCGCUACUACAUCCCUUGAGAUCAGCACAAUCGGAUCUUCAUCCCGUACCUUUGCUGCAUCACAGAACACCAAGAUCUGAGGACAGAGCUCGCUCAGACAAAGCAAGACGUCAAACCCCUUGCGGCAUCGUAUCAAGAACUCGAACACAAGACCCACAAUCUCUUGAGCCGCUACAACGAUUAUGUGCGUCCGUCCGCUCACAAGUUACAGUCGCGCCUUCAAGCUAAUCACCGGGCUACGAGCACCGCGCAGAUCUCGACCCUCUCCGAAGUGUUUGUACAAUGGAACGACAUCGUCUCCGAAGCCGAGCAAGAAGUCACCCGGAUCGAAAAGAAUCGCAACCCCUCCCUCGACAUCUCAUAA